Postia placenta MAD-698-R-SB12 is the source of this 2433-nucleotide messenger RNA. RefSeq lists its product as hypothetical. Bases 1 to 2433 code for a protein of 810 amino acids. The record is from RefSeq and is a predicted model, not a curated record. The transcript has 5 exons. Lineage: Eukaryota; Fungi; Basidiomycota; Agaricomycetes; Polyporales; Adustoporiaceae.
AUGGCGAACGUGUGCAACUGCAAGUUGCCAUUCUGGUUUCGUUGCUACAGAUCCUCCGCGGCGUGCCUCUGCGUACACUGUUCCAAUUUCUUGAAUGAAGAAAGUCAUGACAGCGAGUCGGACGACAGCUUGGGUCCUCUCGCUACUAUCACUCGGAGGGCCAAGUCCAGCACCACCGCCACUUGUCUUGCAAAAUACAAGACUCCUAAACUGUCGCGUCGUGUCCGAACAUAUGAACCGUCGCUUAUCAAAGAGAGCGAUGAAGUACAGGACAUGGCGACCGACGUGGUAAAGAUGCAUAUCGAAGCAGAGCUGCACGACAGAACAUAUCGUGACUAUCCAGUCAUCGACUUUGUUGAGCAUGUGUGGGGCUACAAGCCACAAGACCUGCCGACGGACCGAACGUAUACUCUCCCGUUCGGUGCCGUCAAUGGUUACGCGGAGUCAACAGAGAGAGCGGCGUAUGUCCACCUUGUCGAGCUCAUGACAACCCUCGUUGCUCAAGUCUACCCCGAAUCAUCAGCCGAUAAACUGGCAGCAACAGACCCGAGCUCCGCAAUUUCCUCAUUAUACUCUAUUCUCCUAUUUGAAGCUCAUGACACGGUCGACAGAAUCUGUGCUAACGACCCCGACGUGGGGUGCGAGACUGCACGAGGGAACUGGGAAUGGUUUCCCGCGUAUGGAGAAGUCAAGAAGACUUGUAUACGCAAGAUGGCGUAUGAAGCUGACAUGGCUAUUGAUCUCACGAGACUACACAAGGUAUAUUUCCAGCAGAUUAUCGACCAACGUUAUCCUGCUGUUCGUGUGACUCAAGGGGUCCAGGCUGCUCAUGAAGUGACUGGGUCCAACGAAAAGCGCAAGGACUCUCCUAAUGCGGAGACAAAUCGACCACACAAGAAGGUAUGCCUGGACGUUGCUCGGAUAUCCCCGACUCCCGCUGUGGAGAAGGAAAUGAAGAGAGGAGGUAUAACGAGACAAGAGGCACAAAUCGGAAGCUGCGCCACGGAGCUGAUGGCACACAACAUACGGUGCUACGGUACUGGGAUCAUAAUCGAGGACUUUAUGGUCAAGCUCUGGUAUGCGGACCGACAUGGCGUGGUCGUGUCGAGGCCAUUCGACAUGUUUAUCGAGUGUGACAAGCUGCUGUUGGUGGUGGCCGCAAUAGCCGGUGCUGAUAUAGCGAAGAUGGGUGUCUGCCCAUUGUUGCGAUUUCCCUCGAGUAAAUUCAAUAGCUAUGAAGACGUAAAGCUCGUGUUCCAGCCGGGUCCAAUGACCAAGGGACUGCCGGAGGUCAAAUUCACCAUCGACACAUCGCGAAUCGUUGAGACGGACUUUGGGAUCGUCGGCCGAGGAACAACGAUCAUUCCCCUGAAAGCAACCGCGGAGUUCGGGAGCGAAGACCUUGUUGCCAAGAUGGCUUGGCCCUCGGAGAGUCGAGUGGCGGAAGCCGACUAUAUUCGUGUGGUCAGGUCUCGCCUGGCGAAGAAGCCACAAUACCUGCGUCACAUUGUCGACAUGAAGUGCUGGAUAUCGCGGACGAUUGAGGAGAUUCAGCUACCUCGCGCCUUCAUGGGGCUGCACAACUUUGGCUCAAACAACAUCAUGUUCUAUCGGGAUGGUGGACGUGUUGUAGGAGUGCUGUGCGAUUGGGACCUGGCGACACACAUACGCCAUGAAGACGUGGCUGCUGACGACGAUUUAGAGAAUGUUGUACCGGACAAUGUCGCCAUGCAGACUGAGAAGACAGCGACUGUGCAUGGGGAUCCUGCAGCCAAUGCAGAGCGUGCGACAGGUGAGACAGGCGUAGCGAACACUGGCGAGCCGCCCGUCGACGGGGAUGUAAACCUUAGAACCGAGGCACGCUGCAAGGCAAGAUAUCGCACGGGUACAGGACCGUUCAUGGCUCUCGAUCUCCUGCGCACACGUCCGGUAGCCUUCCCCCGUUAUCACUACGAGUUGCAAUCAUUCUUCUUCCUACUGGUUUGGUUCUGUGUUGUGCACGAUCCCGUGAAGUAUGAGUUUGGACACUUUCCGGAGUGGGAGAACUCAGACAUGUUCACCAUCGGGCUCAACAAGCGCGAAUUCUUGUACGACGUUGACCUUUUCGACGAUAUCUCCUCCCGCGCAAAUCCUAUAUACCAGCCGCUCUGGAAAUCCUGGGUAAAGCGACUUCGCGUCGUACUUUGUUCUUAUUUACAUGAUCAUGACGGCAUACGCUUCCUCAAGGAGUCCCUUGUAUUGCAUCAAGAAAAUUACAGCGCCGCGAUGGUGGCGGAGACUUUGGAGGAGAUCGCGGCGACGAAGAAGCGCUUGCGCGAUCGACUGACUCGAGGGAAGCCUCAAUUUAGUGGGCGACGGGCGCUCGGGAUCAAGCCAGGUCGUCUUGCGCGCCUCGAAACAUGCCUGCAUAUCGGGCGAAAUGAACUCUCCUAG